AUGCUAUCAUCGCGUGCGCUCAAAAACAUCGAGCAGCUUGGUCGCCCCUGGCGCUUUGCGCCUACGCCAGACUAUGACCCCGAGACGAAUCCAAAGGGACUCAUCUCCUUUGGAUUUGCGGAGAAUAGACCGAUGAGAGCAGAAAUUGUCAAGUUCAUCAAUGAGAAGGUUGUUUUUACACUGGACUCCAUAAGCUACCGCUCAACUACAGUCCUCAACGCCCGUCUCCCUGGUGUCGCAGCCGCUCACAUGAGUAAAGCUCUGAAUUCGCAUACAUCAAUCAAACCAGAAGAUGUCUUCGUCGCCGAUUGCCCAACUUCAAUGGGUAGCAUGCUAGGUUUCAACCUCGCAGCACCAGGCGAAGGCAUACUCGUCAACAGGCCAGUAUACGGUCGCUUCGAGCUAGACUACGGUAUUGAAGCAGGCGUUGAAAUUGUAUAUGCCGACACUGACACGGAAGUGGCGUUUAUGCCUGAUAUUGUAGAGAAGUAUGAGCAGGCUUUGGCGGAUGCCAAAGAGCGAGGAGUGAUUAUUCGGGCAGUUCUGCUUGUGAAUCCUCAUAAUCCUGUUGGUCGCUGCUAUCCGGUCAAGACGUUGAAGCAUAUCGCCCGAUUCUGUGAUCGGCAUAAGCUUCACCUGAUCAGUGAUGAGGUUUAUGCAUCCUGUGUCUUUGAGACCGGUGAUCCCGAAGCUGUUCCGUUUACCUCGAUUCUUUCAUUAGACUUGAAAAAUCUCAUAGACCCUAACCUUGUGCAUGUUCUGUAUGGCUUCAGCAAGGACUUUGCCUCUGGUGGCCUUCGCCUUGGAUUCUUGGUAACUCAGAACGAGCAACUGCGUUUAGCAUGCAAGAUGUGUUCGCGGUUCCACAGCCCAUCCCAGGCAGCCGUUACAAUCGGAAUAGCCAUUCUAGAAGACCAACCCUUCGUCGAAAGGUUCACUGCCAAAACAAGGGAAAGCCUAGCGGCGAGCUACAAAAUGGCCACGUCCACACUGGACCGGGCUGGGAUCAACUACGUCAAGGGAGGAAAUGCCGGAUUCUUCAUCUACGUCGAUCUAUCGCCUUUCCUGCCCGAUGGUGACUUUAUCCGAGAACAGGAGUUUGCCCUGGCGGAGAGAUUUCUUGAUGCUGGUGUCUUUCUGCAUCCUGGUGAGGAGCAUGGGAAGGAUGCUGGCUGGUUUAGGUUGGUGUUUUCGCAGGAUGAGAGUGCGUUGAAGGAAGGACUCAGAAGGCUAGUACUACUGUUGAGUGUUCUGAAGCCCGCGACUGGAUCUUGA
Penicillium atrosanguineum is the source of this 1275-nucleotide messenger RNA. RefSeq lists its product as uncharacterized. Gene Ontology annotation, biological process: amino acid metabolic process; biosynthetic process. Gene Ontology annotation, molecular function: pyridoxal phosphate binding; transaminase activity. The transcript is spliced from 8 exons. Bases 1 to 1275 code for a protein of 424 amino acids. The record is from RefSeq and is a predicted model, not a curated record. Lineage: Eukaryota; Fungi; Ascomycota; Eurotiomycetes; Eurotiales; Aspergillaceae.